GUAAGACGAUGGGGACAUUGGCAACUUGCCAUACAUACACCAUUUUCCAUUUUAUCAGUCUUUUUGGAUUCUCGCUUCUUCUUUUCUUUCCAAUUCUAGAAUAUUCCUAUUCUUCUUCUCAUUUCAACUCUUGGUUCUUUUCUCGUCACGCUAGUAAGCGUAGUUCGGUGUUGGAGAAUCAGGUUCCAGUCCCAGAAUACUGCUAUUCUCGAAUAACUGAAUUGUGUUUCUAGGUUAUCUUCUCUGAAUUGCAAUUGCAAAUGAAUGAUCGUUGAAAAACUAUGAAGAAGGUGAGGAGAAAGAUCGGCAAGUAUGAGGUGGGUCGAACAAUUGGCGAAGGCACCUUCGCCAAGGUUAAGUUCGCAAGAAACUCGGAGACAGGGGAUAGCGUGGCUAUUAAAAUCAUGGCUAAGACCACCAUUCUCCAGCACAGAAUGGUUGAACAGAUUAAAAGAGAGAUAUCCAUUAUGAAGAUUGUCAGGAAUCCUAAUAUAGUUAGAUUACACGAGGUUUUGGCUAGCCAGACCAGGAUCUACAUAAUCCUUGAAUUUGUAAUGGGAGGGGAACUAUAUGAUAAAAUUGUUCAGCAGGGAAAGCUUUCUGAAAAUGAAUCUAGGCGCUACUUUCAACAACUUAUAGACGCAGUUGAUCAUUGUCAUAGAAAGGGUGUGUACCAUAGAGACUUGAAGCCUGAAAAUCUUCUUCUUGAUGCUUACGGAAAUUUGAAGGUUUCUGACUUUGGAUUGAGUGCAUUGACUAAACAGGGUGUUGACCUUCUUCACACCACUUGUGGGACCCCAAACUAUGUUGCCCCUGAGGUACUCAGCAAUAGAGGAUAUGAUGGUGCAGCAGCUGAUGUUUGGUCAUGUGGAGUCAUCCUAUAUGUUCUAAUGGCUGGAUAUCUUCCUUUUGAGGAGGCAGACCUUCCAACACUGUAUAGUAGGAUAAAUGCUGCAGAAUUUGUUUGCCCAUUCUGGUUUUCUGCAGACACAAAGUCAUUCAUACAAAAAAUUCUGGAUCCUAAUCCUAAAACACGGGUGAAAAUUGAAGAAAUAAGGAAAGAGCCAUGGUUCAAGAAAAACUAUUUUCCUGUCAAACUCGGGGAAGACGAGCAAGUGAAUUUGGAUGAUGUUCGAGCUGUUUUUGAUGAUAUUGAGGACCAAUAUGUUGCUGAAAGGUCAGAAAUUACUGAGGGAGGUCCUCUGAUAAUGAAUGCAUUUGAGAUGAUUGCCUUAUCACAAGGGUUGAAUCUUUCACCACUAUUUGAUAGGCUUCAGGAUAAUGUAAAGCGGCAAACUCGUUUUGUCUCCCGUAAACCAGCAAAAGUUAUAAUUUCUUCAAUUGAAGCUGUUGCAGAGUCAAUGGGUCUUAAGGUCCAUUCUCGCAAUUACAAGGUGAGGCUUGAAGGCGUUUCUGCAAACAGGGUUGGACCAUUUGCUGUGGUCUUGGAGGUGUUUGAAGUUGCACCAUCCCUUUUCAUGGUUGAUGUUCGGAGGGCCACCGGGGAUACUUUUGACUACCACAAGUUUUACAUGAAUUUUUGUGCCAAACUAGGAAACAUUAUUUGGAGACCGGCAGGGACUAUGCCAAAUUCUAAUCUGCUCAAGCAAAUGACUUUAUAAUCCACUUCAUGCGGGUGUGAUUAAUUAGAAGAGCACUAACUGGUCCCCGAGUAUGCUAAAAAUUAGUAUCCUUUCUAGCUAUCAUAAUGCAACAUACACUGUAUGAAUAGUAUUGCAAACGGGUAUCACUGUCAACUUACAACAUGGCUUAAAGUAUAAUGGUUUACAAAAACAAUCUUGGGAGAAGGAAAGGAAAAAAACCCUAUUGCAAUCAUCUUGUAGUUGUAGCAAAUCUACCCCACAAUGGUUUACAAAACCAAUAUAUUGUUUGGUUCGGGCAGAAAUGUAUAAAGCAUAAUGCUUUCCGUCACCAAUUCUGUCAGCGUGUUUGGGAGAGCUAUUCAAAUUCUCAAACACGUUUGUUUGAGACAUGCUGUUUUGUAUAAAAAAGCGUCUUUGGUCGCAAUAAAUUAAAAGUUAAGUCUGUUAA
This is a messenger RNA of Glycine soja, 2052 nucleotides long. Its product is annotated as CBL-interacting protein kinase 24-like. Gene Ontology annotation, molecular function: protein kinase activity; ATP binding. NCBI's taxonomy places the organism in Eukaryota, Viridiplantae, Streptophyta, Magnoliopsida, Fabales, Fabaceae. The record is from RefSeq and is a predicted model, not a curated record. The transcript has 14 exons. Gene Ontology annotation, biological process: protein phosphorylation; signal transduction. Bases 282 to 1622 code for a protein of 446 amino acids.